Messenger RNA from Lacerta agilis (Sand lizard), 3814 nucleotides. RefSeq names its product natriuretic peptide receptor 1 (gene NPR1). Gene Ontology annotation, cellular component: membrane. The coding region runs from base 24 to 3248 and encodes 1074 amino acids. NCBI's taxonomy places the organism in Eukaryota, Metazoa, Chordata, Lepidosauria, Squamata, Lacertidae. Gene Ontology annotation, biological process: protein phosphorylation; intracellular signal transduction; receptor guanylyl cyclase signaling pathway. The record is from RefSeq and is a predicted model, not a curated record. The transcript is spliced from 22 exons. Gene Ontology annotation, molecular function: ATP binding; protein kinase activity; peptide receptor activity.
GGCGCCCGGGGCGAGGCCAGGGGAUGAAGGCCUGGCGUCGUGGCGGCAGCGGGGUGGCCCUCUGCGGGCCGUGGCUCUGCCCGGGGAACCCCCUGAAAGCGGCGUCCCCGUUUGUGUGGUGGAUCCUAGCGGCCCUCUCCCAGCUGGGCCCGGCACGCUCAGCCAACUUGACCAUCGCCGUGGUGCUUCCCGAGCGCAACACCACGUACCCGUGGGCCUGGCCACGGGUGGCACCCGCCAUACAGCUAGCCGUCCGCAAGGUCAACGCUCGGCCGGACCUGCUUCCGGGCUACACCGUCCAGCUGGUCUUCGGCACCAGCGAGGACGACCACGGCGUCUGCUCGGACAUCCUGGCACCCAUGUCGGCCGUUGACCUCCAGAUGAGCGCCAACCCGGACCUGUUUGUGGGGCCCGGCUGCGUCUACACCGCGGCCCCCGUGGCCCGCUUCACCCGGCACUGGGGGCUGCCGCUGGUGACCGCCGGGGCCGAGGCCGUGGGCUUCGGCAACAAGGCCGGGGAGUACGCCUUGACCACCCGCACUGGGCCGAGCCACGGCAAGCUGGGCGAGUUUGGGGCCUACCUCAACCAGCACUUCAACUGGACGCGCCAUGCCAUGCUGCUCUACUGGGACAACAAAAACGACGACCGCCCCUGUUUCUUCGCCGUGGAGGGUCUGUACCUCAGGCUGCCAGCCUUGAUGAACAUGACGAUGGAGGACAUUCCUUUCUUGGGGGCGAACUACACCGCGCUGAUAAGCGACAUCAAGCAAAAAGCCAGGAUCGUGUUCGUCUGCUGCGCCCCCGACAUCUUCCGCGAACUCAUGGUCCACGCGCAUCGCGAGGGGCUCACCGCGGGCGAAUACGCCUUCCUCUACAUUGACCUCUUUGGGGCGAGCCUGCAGAGCUCCACAUUCCCCGACCGGCGGCUCCCCUGGCGACGGGGCGACGGGAACGACACCGUUGCCCGCGAGGCCUACAAGGCCGUCAUGAUCAUCACAUACGCAGAGCCCACCAACCCGGAAUACAGGCCGUUCCUGCAGGAGGUCAAGGAAGGGGCUCAAGCGCAGUUCAAUUUCACCAUGGAAGACGGGCUGAAAAACUUCAUCGCUGCCGCCUUUCACGACGGGGUGAUGCUCUACGCUCAAGCAGCCAGUGAGAUGCUGCAGCAGGAGGGAUCCUUCUCCAACGCCACCUUGACCACCCGCCAGAUGCAGAACCGGACUUUUUAUGGGGUCACAGGGACCCUGAAGAUCGACGAGAGCGGCGACCGGGAGAUGGAUUUUUCCCUCUGGGACAUGAACCCAACGGAGGGGGAGUUUGAGAUCGUCGCCACUUACAACGGGAUCACCAAGAAGAUCAAUAUGGUUCCCGGAAAGGAUAUCCACUGGCCGGGGAAUGGCAUCCCGAGGGAUGUGCCCUUCUGUGGUUUCGAGAACACCAACCCAGCCUGCCAAAAAGCCUCCUUCUCUCUGCUGGAGAUCCUAUCCCUCACGAUGACCUUGGUCCUGUCCGUCAUCAUUGUCACAGCUUUCUUUGUGUACAGGAAACUGAAGCUGGAGAAGGAGCUGGCCUCUGAGCUGUGGCGGGUGCAAUGGGAGGACGUUCAGUCCAGCAACUUGGAGAAGAACCUCCGCAGCAUGGGGAGCAAACUCACUCUCUCCCUGAGAGGCUCGAACUAUGGCUCCCUUCUCACCACAGAGGGACAGUUCCAGGUUUAUGCCAAGACAGCUUAUUAUAAGGGGAACCUUGUGGCCGUGAAACAUGUAAACAGGAAGCGGAUCGAUUUGACACGGAAGGUGCUCUUCGAGCUGAAGCAUGUGCGGGAUGUUCAAAACAAGCACCUGACGCGCUUUAUCGGAGCCUGCAUCGAUCCCCCAAACAUCUGCAUCUUGACAGAGUACUGCACCCGUGGCAGUCUCCAGGACAUCCUGGAAAACGAGAGCAUCACCUUGGACUGGAUGUUCCGCUAUUCGCUCACCAGUGACAUCGUCAAGGGGAUGCUUUUCCUCCACAACAGCGUGAUCAGCUACCACGGCAACCUGAAGUCCUCCAACUGCGUGGUGGACAGUCGCUUCGUGUUGAAGAUCACAGACCACGGGCUGGAGAGCUUCCGUCAGGCGCCCGAGACAGACGAUUCCCACGCGCUCUUUGCCAAGAAACUCUGGACGGCUCCCGAGCUCCUGCGCAUGGAGUCGAACCCCUUCCUGGGCACCCAGAAAGGCGAUGUCUACAGCUUCGGGAUCAUCCUGCAGGAGAUUGCCCUGCGGAACAGCGUCUUCUACGUGGAAGGCAUGGAUCUGAGCCCCAAAGAAAUUAUCGAGCGAGUGAAGAGCAGCGAGCACCCCCCCUUCCGCCCCUCGGUGAACUUGCCCUCCAACCUCGAGGAGGUGGUCUUACUAAUGCAGCGGUGCUGGGCCGAAGACCCCCAGGAGCGCCCCGACUUCCACCACAUCAAAGGCAUGUUGCGUAAAUUUGACAGGGGCAACAGCUGCAACCUCUUGGAUACGUUACUGUCACGCAUGGAGCAAUACGCCAACAACCUGGAGGAACUGGUGGAGGAGCGCACACAGGCCUACCUGGAGGAGAAGCGCAAGGCAGAGGUCCUGCUCUACCAGAUUCUGCCCCACUCAGUGGCGGAGCAGCUGAAACGCGGGGAGACGGUGCAAGCAGAGGCAUUUGACAGUGUCACCAUCUAUUUUAGCGACAUCGUGGGCUUCACUGCCCUGUCGGCAGAGAGCACCCCCAUGCAGGUUGUCGCUUUGCUCAACGACUUGUACACCUGCUUUGAUGCCAUCAUUGAUAACUUUGAUGUCUACAAGGUGGAGACCAUCGGCGAUGCGUACAUGGUUGUGUCGGGCCUCCCGGUGCGCAACGGGCGGCUGCAUGCCCGUGAGAUUUCCCGCAUGUCGCUGGCACUCCUUGAGACCGUUCGCAACUUCAAGAUCCGCCAUCGGCCGGACCAGCAGCUCAAACUGCGAAUUGGGAUCCACAGCGGUCCUGUCUGUGCCGGAGUUGUGGGCCUGAAGAUGCCUCGCUACUGCCUCUUUGGGGACACAGUCAACACAGCCUCCCGCAUGGAGUCCAAUGGGGAAGCUUUGAAGAUCCACUUGUCAGGAACCACCAAGUCCAUCCUGGAGGAGUUUGGGUGCUUUGAUCUGGAGCUCCGUGGGGAUGUGGAGAUGAAGGGAAAGGGCAAACUCCGGACCUACUGGCUGCUGGGGGAGCGUGUGAGCAGCACACGGGGCUGAAGAGUUGCGGCCUUCCUCUGGGAUUCCCAGGAGAUCUCCUAACCCUCCUGCGGUCACAUCCGCCGUCUCUGCCCUGCCACCAAAGACUCUCUGUUUUCAGGGCACCCUCCGGGGGUCAGGGGGUUCCCGGACUGAGCCCCCAGGACCCUACUCCCUUGGAGCAACCCACCCUUCUCCACCUCAGGCCUUUUGAACAUGUCAGCUGCUCUGACCCAGCUCUGAGCCCCCAAAGACUGGACAGGGCACCCGUGGCCUGGAGCAGCCAUCGCUACGGAUGUGUGUCCCCUGUCUCCUUUUUCCCUAUAUCACAUCAGCUCCCUGUUGACCACGUCAACCAGACAUAGUUGGGGUCCUUCACGAUGCCUGGUAGACUCAACAAACUCCACCAGCCCCUCCCUCUAUGUAAGCUGGUUGGACAUCUGACGCUCCCUUGUGAAUCUGGCAUCUGGAGUGAGGACGUCUGAGCGUCUCGCAAGACCUUGUGCCUGUAUAUGACCCACUGCUGAUUUCACACACCCCCCCCCGAAAAAAGCUCUAGCUUUAUAAUAAAAUGAAUGUAUGCGUCA